Molecule: messenger RNA, 766 nt
Organism: Solanum verrucosum
Lineage: Eukaryota; Viridiplantae; Streptophyta; Magnoliopsida; Solanales; Solanaceae
Product: cysteine-rich repeat secretory protein 38-like
Exons: 1
Coding region: 11-733 (240 amino acids)
Source: RefSeq, a predicted model, not a curated record
UCAUCAAAAUAUGUCUUCCUCAAAAUUAAUCUCUUGUCUAUUUUUCCUUUCAUCCAUUGCAAUGGUGAUUUCCACAGAUCCAUUAUUCCAUUUUUGUUCAAACUCUGAAAAUUUCACAUCCAAUAGUUACUAUGCACAAAAUUUAAAAAAUCUCUUAGGUGAUCUCUACUUGAAAACUCCUCCAACAGGGUUCUCAACUAGCUCAAUUGGGCAAAAUCAUGAUCAAACAAAUGGACUUUCUCUAUGUCGCGGCGAUGUUUCAAGCAAUAAUUGCAAAUCUUGUGUAUUAGAUGCUAGUGAAGAACUUGGAAAACGUUGUCCUUAUGAUAAAGAAGCCAUCAUAUGGUAUGAUAAUUGUCUCUUGAAAUAUUCCAACAAAGAUUUCUUAGGAAAUAUUGAUAAUACGUACAAGUUUUACAUGUGGAAUGUUCGCGUUGUGAGUAAUCCUGAAUAUUUCAAUGCAAAAACUAAGGAAUUGUUGGGGAGCUUGAGUGAAAAUGCUUAUAAAACGUCGAAUUUGUAUGCAAUUGGAGAAAUGGAGAUUGAAGAAAAUAAGAAAUUGUAUGGAUUGGUUCAAUGUACAAGAGAUAUUUCUAAUGAGGACUGUAAGAAGUGUCUUGAUGGUAUUAUUACUGAAAUUCCAAGUUGUUGUGAUGGAAAAGAAGGUGGAAGAGUUGUUGGUGGAAGUUGUAACUUUAGAUAUGAAAUAUACUCUUUUGUUAAUAUUCCUUAGAACUUAGAAACUAUAUGAUACAUGCUAUAUUGA